Sardina pilchardus (European sardine) is the source of this 3796-nucleotide messenger RNA. It is a transcript of the gene camkvl, whose product is annotated as CaM kinase-like vesicle-associated, like. NCBI's taxonomy places the organism in Eukaryota, Metazoa, Chordata, Actinopteri, Clupeiformes, Clupeidae. The transcript has 12 exons. Gene Ontology annotation, biological process: peptidyl-serine phosphorylation. Gene Ontology annotation, cellular component: intracellular anatomical structure. The record is from RefSeq and is a predicted model, not a curated record. Gene Ontology annotation, molecular function: ATP binding; calmodulin binding; calcium/calmodulin-dependent protein kinase activity. Bases 121 to 2409 code for a protein of 762 amino acids.
AAUACCGAUAACCUCGUCACAUCAGAGAUACUUUCGUAUCACCAAAGUUGGAAUUUCUUACCAUUUUCUGCGCACUUGGUGCCCUUUCAGUGUUUGCGAAGAAACCAGGUGGAUGCUGCCAUGCCAUUUGGGUGCCUUGCCCUGCGGGACGGGCGGACGUACCACAGCCCCUCGGAGAUCAGUGACAAAUACGAGAUUGGGCAGGUCCUCAAAGCGAAGGAGUUCUGCGAGUUGUGUUUGGCGAAGGACCGACAGACAGACAAGGUCUACGUGUGCAAGAAGUUCUUCAAGAAGGAUGGCAGGAAAGUGCGAAAGGCCGCCAAGAACGAGAUCAUGAUCCUGAAAAUGGUCACUCAUCCCAACAUCCUGCAGCUGAUCGAUGCCUAUGAGACCAAGAGAGAGUACUACAUCAUCCAGGAGCUAGCCACAGGUGGGGAUGUAUUCGACUGGAUCCUGGACCAAGGAAACUACACAGAACGUGACGCCUCCAAUGUCAUCCGUCAGGUUCUGGAGGCAGUGGCCUACCUUCACUCCCUCAACAUUGUCCACAGGAACCUCAAACUUGAGAACCUGAUGUACUACACAGAAAACAACCACAGUAAAGUAGUCCUGCGGGAUUUCUAUCUGUCCAAGUUUGAGAACGGCUCCAUCACAGAACCAUGUGGAACUCCUGAGUACCUUGCUCCUGAGGUGGUGGCGCGUCAUAGGUAUGGUAGGCCAGUGGACUGCUGGGCCGUGGGUGUCAUCAUGUACAUACUGUUAUCAGGAAACCCCCCUUUCUUUGAUGAAACUGAAGAGGAAAAGACAGACCUGCAUAACCGCAUCAUCUUCUGCAGGAUAGUGGCGGGAGACUUUGAGUUCGACUCACCUUACUGGGAUGACAUCUCUCCUGCAGCUAAAGAGUUGGUGUGCAGACUAAUGGAGGUUGACCAGAUGUUGAGGAUAACAGCGCAAGAUGCCUUAUGGCAUGAGUGGAUUGCUGGGAACGGAGCUUCAGAGAAAAAUCUUAAAGAUGGAGUUUGUGCCCAGUUCGAGAAGAACUUUGCCAAAGCCAAGUGGCGGAAAGCGAUCCGCGUGACCACGUUCAUGCAGCGGCUGCGUAACUCUGAAAUGUUGACUGCCAACGCAACAACAGACGACCAGACCACUGCCGUGUUAGACAACAGCCCGGAGAGUGAGGGUCCCCAGACGGACUUGGGGAGUGUCCCCACUGUGAGUGUCACCGUGGAGAACACGCCUGUGGAUGAUCCUGAGGAGGAGGAGGAGGAGGAGGAGGAGGAGGAGGACAAAACCGAACAUCCCAUCGCCCAGCAAACCCCUUCCACAAAGACGCCAAGUGAGGAGCCAGACAAAGUGACCAAGAAAGGAGCUGGUGAGGGCACUCGUAAGAUAGCCGCAAGUUUAGGGCAAGACAAAGUACCCGGAGACGUGAACAAGGCGCCUGCCACACCUGAACCGACUAAGGCCCCAGAAUCCGCUGGGGUAAAAGUUUCACUCCAGCAAGACGUUCCAUUGUCGAGUAGCAAAGAGAAGAAACCCGCGGCCUCCCCUGACACCCUGAACCGUCGGAAAAUGGCAGCCAACCUCUCCAUGGACCCUGGCCCCGAGCCAGUUGCCAAGACAAAAGCCGUGGCCACCGACAAAGACCAGACAACGCGACAGGAGGAAAAGGCGGAUACAGGGAAGAAGCAAGAGAUGUCCCCGAGCAGCUGGUGCCAAACUCAGGUUCCAGAGGCAGUGGCAGAGAGUUCCGCAGUGGUAGGGCCCCUGGCAGAAGUAGGGCCCAGGACCAGAGAUCAGGCGGUAGGGAGAGCUGACGAGCCCAUGGUACAGGGAGCGCAGGUUCAGACCACCUACAAAAUUGUAGGUACGUCCAGUUUGGGACGGCACAAGCCAAUGUAUAGUCAGGAGCUGGGGACAGGGGCUCCGGGAUAUGCCAGUCCAUAUUGCUCCCCUUACUCUGUCGGUAGAGGGGGCUUGUACAGCACUUUGGAUCACCGUGGCACAGCGAGUGCUGAUUGGCAGAUGGACAGUGUGAUUGAGCAGAUAGAAAAACAAAUGGCCGCCGUUUUGGAGAAGAUUGAAGGAGACAUGCCCUCGCUACUCGAGCAAAUCAGCGACUGCCCCGAGACCCUCCCCAGGGCAAAGAGUGCCCAGUCCUCCCCCUCAGUGCGCCCCCGCUCGUACCACCACUCGACCCCGCCACCCCUUCCCACCACCCCACGCCCGCCUCUCCCGAACCUACCGCACCUGACCAUUCCACCGCCCUCAUACCCUCCUCCUGCCCCGCCCAGUAAUGUCCAGGCACACACCCAGACAGUCACAGAGCAGGAAGACAGAGAUGGACUGAGGGGGAUUGCGAGGUCUGGCCAAUCACCACAUGGGGGGUUCUCUGGAAGGGGGUUAUGAGGCAGUUUAUUUCAGUGUUGUUAAAAUACACUUUUCAUGACCCAUUUAUUGUGAUAACUGAAGGUUAUGGUAACUCACUGCUAUUGAUUCACGCACAUAGCAUUUGGUUUGAGUUUCUUUUUCGGUGGGUUCUAGCUGCACAUUUAAACUGUAACAUGUAGCCUACUUAGGUCCAAAGAAUCAUCAAUGUUUGCAGAUGAGAUCAGUUUUUUAGGACACAUUUAGAGUUUUUCAGACUGAAAGCUCAAACAUAUAUAGGCUACACUGCACAUCAACCCUGACUAGGACACGUCAGUCUCAGGGAUAAAGAUCAAGUUUGUUGUCGGUGUGAUGGAUAUUUUCAAAGCAUUAUAUUGCUACCUACAUCAAGGAGGUUAUACUUUGGUAAGUUUGUCUGUUAGUUUGAUGUUUAUCUGUCAGCAGGAUUACACAAAAACUAUUGAUUUUGAACAUGUGGAAGGGGCGGAGCAUGGGAGAAGCUAUUACAUUUUGGCCUGGAUCUGCAUCAAAGCCCAGAUCCAGGUUGUUUUUUCACUCGUUUUCACAUUGCAAGAUGGGACAUUUUGGCCUUGUUGGAUGUCUGCACUCUCCGAUAAUCCUUAUGGUUAUUUCCAUGUUGUUGUUAUUCUUCCACCACAAUUUUGUCAGAUUUUUGAACAAAAAAAUGAUGACACUGCUGAGAAUUUCUUUGGUCUUGGAUUGUUUGGAUUGUGUUUAAACUAUAUAGAAGAGAUACCCAUAUUCAAUACAAUGCACCAUGUAUUUGUGUACGCCAACACCAUACAGUGCUGUAUAUUUGAUAUGUGUAUGUAUGCCAACACCAGACAGUAUUGCCUAAGAAAUUUGAAAACAUGAAAAUAGCUCAAUAAAGUCUUUGUAUACAAUGAGACUAAUAUGAGUAAAUAAUUGUACUUGUAAAUAUUUUGUGAAUACUCGACCCAUGUUUCAUAUGACUAUUGAUAUCAUUUAUCUUGUAUAUCUUAUAACUGUGUUGCAUGUCCCCACUGAAAUGUGCAAGUAUUAAAGCUGCCAUUCCCAUCUGGUAAAAUAUAUUCAUUCCUGUGUAUUACCUUUCUGUACAGAGGCUACUCUUUGAUAUGUUGUCUACCAUUUUGUUCCACUCACCUGCAAAUUCUGCUACCAUUUAAAAUGUUAUUUAUUUCUUAAUUCUAAACUAAUUUAAUACACUGAAAAUAUGUAUUGCAUUUUGUUCAUUGUCACCCAUUGGUGUAAACUUUACCGACUUUACUGUAAGGUCAGUUUGUGCCAGUUUUAUCACUUGUUUUGAGCUUGUUUCCUUCAUCAUGUCAGUGAUAUGACCUUGAAAUAUUUAAGCUUUCUGCACUGUCUGCGAGACAUUAAAUAAAAUGUUAAUUCCCAUCUGGUA